AUGAUGAUCAUAUUGCCUUUAGCGCUUGUUGCCUAUAUAUUAAUGCUCGUUGCAAUGUCGAUAACUAGUGCCUGUACAAACUCAUUUAAUUACAAUGAAAGCAUAAAACAUACUCAAAAUAAAAACGAAACGGACGCACCUAUACCAAUAAUAAGUUCAACUGUCAAAAAUAUCGAGAGAAAAAAUAUUUCUCGUAUUGCUAUUAUUCAAAAAAUCCAAGAAGCAAUUAAAGCUAAUAACCGGAUGUUUCCGGAGUGUCACGAUCAAGAAAUCGGCGAGUAUAUAAAAGAUACUAAGAGCUUCUUGAAUAAAAAAUUUGAGCGUUGGAACGAAGAUGAUGUUGAAGAUUUUCGGUACUAUUGUGAUUGCGGUGUAAAUAAAUUACAAAUGUAUGCUAAGUAUUGCGAUAAAACAGACAUGGAUGCCGCGACGGACAUGAUAUAUCACGUAGAUGACAAAAUUUUGAGAUAUUUUGAUUACAAAAGAGCUGAAGAACAAAGUUUCUUUUAUUGGGACUUUGCGAUUUGUUUCACACGAUUGCUAAUUUGUUACGAAUAUCUCGGGGAUGAUGAGCUUGUAGAUAACAAAUUAAUUUGUCAUACUGUUGUGAAUAGACUGACGAAUGCAUUGAACAAUGACUUUUAUUCUACUGAAGAUUGGAUGAGUCAUAAUGCGAAGAAAAUCGUGUAUUUAAAUAUCUCAUAUUUACUUACGAAUUAUUUAUACAGCAAGAAUAAAUUUGAAGCGAUGAUUGAUAACGAUGCAAUUAAUUUGAUUAAAAGAUUUAUACCACUGCUUCAAGAUCAACAGUAUAAACAUUUUUAUUUGGACUCAUUUCGUGCUUUAGAAAUGCAUAAUUAUUAG
Cotesia congregata is the source of this 864-nucleotide messenger RNA. The record is from the annotation of a GenBank genome assembly. NCBI's taxonomy places the organism in Eukaryota, Metazoa, Arthropoda, Insecta, Hymenoptera, Braconidae.